Molecule: messenger RNA, 3786 nt
Organism: Besnoitia besnoiti
Lineage: Eukaryota; Apicomplexa; Conoidasida; Eucoccidiorida; Sarcocystidae
Product: leucyl-tRNA synthetase
Exons: 19
Coding region: 1-3786 (1261 amino acids)
Biological process (GO): leucyl-tRNA aminoacylation
Molecular function (GO): aminoacyl-tRNA deacylase activity; ATP binding; leucine-tRNA ligase activity
Source: RefSeq, a predicted model, not a curated record
AUGAAAGCGGAGGCAGACUGGACUGCAUCGACUCCGCACGCGCCUCGUGUGGCGUGUGCCUCGGCGGGCAUGCAGAAGGCGGGAUUCGACGCCGCUUGUCUCGAGGCCUCUCGCUCCCCCCCGCGUGCUUCCUGUGCUGUUUCCUUGCCCUCUUCGCGUCGCUGUGGCAUCGCCCCCGAGUCCUCGGCGACGCCUCUGCUCGCCUGCGCCUCUGCUCCCUGUCUAGCAGCCGCCGUCCCUCCUGGCGCUGCAGCGUCCCUGCGCGCACAUUUCUCUCCUUUGUCUGCUGUCUCGUCUUCCACCAUGGCGUCCGCAGCCGCUGCGCCGCAGUCGCGAGGUCGGCGCGACAAGCUGCUGGGCAUCGAGGAGGCCGUGGCGGCCCGCUGGGCGAAGGCGAACCCGUACGAAGUCGACGCGCCAGCGGAGCACUCUGGCGAUAAGGUCAAGUACUUCUGCAGCUUUCCGUAUCCGUACAUGAACGGCAAGAUGCAUCUCGGUCACGCGUUCACUGUCUGUCGCGCAGAGUUCCAGGCCCGCUUCCAGCGCAUGCAGGGAAAAGCCGUCCUCUGGCCGUUUGGGCUCCACUGCACCGGCAUGCCCAUUCUCGCCUGCGCCGACAAACUCAAGCGCGAAGUCGCGCAGAGACAAGCCAACGAACAACGCGACGGAACUCUCGAAAACGAAAAAAAGGAACACGUCGAGGAGCAGAAGACUGGCGAGGAGGAAGCGAAGAAGCGAAAGUCGAAGGUCGCUGCGAAGACGGGCGAUGCGAAAACGCAGUGGAACAUCAUGGAGAGUAUGGGAAUCCCUCAAGAAGAGAUCGCCGCGUUCGCGGACGCGCAGCACUGGCUGCGUUACUUCCCGCCUCUCGCCAAACGCGAUUUGUCGCGCUUCGGCCUCGCCGUCGACUGGAGACGCUCCUUCGUCACAACCGACAUCAACCCCUUCUACGAUGCCUUCAUUCGUUGGCAGUUUAACACGCUCAUGAAGCGCGGCAAGCUGAAGUUCGGCAUGCGCGCGACGAUUUUCAGCCGUCGCGAGAAGCAGGCGUGCGCAGACCAUGACCGCGCGAGCGGCGAGGGCGUCGGGCCGCAGGAAUACACCGUGGUGAAGCUCUUCGUGCAGGAGGCGCAGCUGAGAGACGAGGAAGCCGAGCAGCUGCAGCCGCUGCUUGAAAUCCUCGGCGAGCUCCAGAAACACGGCGAAAAGCGCGUCUCGCUCGUCGCCGCCACGCUCCGACCGGAGACGAUGUAUGGGCAGACCAACUGCUACGUGCUCCCGGAGGGCAAGUACGGUGUGUACCUGGCCUUUUCGGAGCCGCGCAAGAGCCUGACGAACGCGGGGUCCGAGGACGGAGGCGCGGCCGCGGCGCAGGCGGCGGCGGAGACUGAGGAAGAGUUCGAGACUUUGAUGACCCGCGAGGAGGCGCUGAAGGCGUGCUCGGAAGUGUUUAUCUGCAGUGAGCGGUCGGCUAUCAACAUGGGCUACCAGGGCUUGCUGCCUAUGGAGGCCAACGCUGCGGACGCCGAUGCCUUGCCGCUCCCGCACUGCCUCGGAACUGUCGAGGGCCGCAACCUGAUUGGCGUACCUCUCUUGGCGCCGAAUGCAACUUACCCGACUAUCUACGCGCUCCCGAUGCUCACCAUCUCCAUGAAUAAGGGCACGGGUGUGGUAAUGUCAGUUCCGAGCGACGCGCCCGACGACUACAUGGCGUUGAUGGAUAUUGUCAACAAGCCGGAUUUCUUCAGGGACCGCUAUGGCGUCCGCCCUGAGUGGGUGAAGCCGUUCGAGCCAGUCCCCAUCAUCGACAUCCCGGGGCUGGGGUCUCAGGCGGCUGUGCGGCUUUGCCAGGAGAAGAAGGUGGCGAGUCAGAAGGACACGCAGAAGCUUGCGGAGAUCAAGGAAGAAGUUUACAAGAAAGGUUUCUACGACGGCGUGCUUCUCGUCGGGCCGUUUGCAGGCCAGAAGGUCGCCGACGCGAAGAACGCGGUGCGCGACGCGAUGAUUGCCAAAAAGGACGCUAUCGCGUACUUUGAACCCGAAAAAAGCGUUGUCUCCAGAAGUGGCGACGAGUGCGUCGUCGCAUAUAUGAACCAGUGGUACCUCGACUACGGCGAAGAGUCCUGGAGAGAUGCCGUCGAGAAGUACAUCUGCUCGCCCGAGUUUCACACCUACAACCCUCAGGUUCUGCAUCAGUUCAAGCACGUCGUCGGGUGGCUGCGCGAGUGGGCCUGUAGCCGCAGCUACGGCCUCGGCACGUUCCUGCCCUGGACCAAAGACGCGUCGCGUCCGGUCCUCAUCGAGUCGCUCUCCGAUUCAACCAUCUACAUGGCUUACUACACCAUUGCGCACCUUCUCCAGGGCACUGACAUGUACGGCGAAAAGCCCGGCCCUCUGGGCAUUACCGUGGAGCAGCUCACAGACGAAGUCUUCGACUACAUUUUCGUGCAGACGAACGAGCUCCCGCAGUCAUCAAUUCCGACUGAGCAUUUGAAGCGCAUGCGCGCCGAAUUCGAGUACUGGUAUCCGCUGGAUCUGCGCGUGAGCGGGAAGGACCUCAUCUUCAAUCACCUCACCUUCUCGCUGUACAACCACGUCGCCAUGUGGCCUGACCGCCCUGACCUGUGGCCCAAGGCCUUCGUGUGCAACGGGCACGUCAUGGUCGACGCCCAGAAGAUGAGCAAGAGUCUGGGCAACUUCAUCACCAUCGAGGACGGCAUUAACGAGUUCUCUGCCGACGCCAUGCGCGUCGCCCUCGCCGACGCAGGUGACACGGCCGACGACUCCAACUUCCAGAGAGAGACGGCCAACAGCGCUAUCAUGCGUCUGUAUCUCCUCGAGCAAUUCGCCAACGAAGUCGUGAGCGGCGUCCUGCCGCUCCGCGAAGGUGCCUUCUCCGACGCCGACCGGUUGUUUUUGAACGAAAUCGUCACCUGCACCGAGAUCGCGAAGGAGGCGUUCGAGACCUUUCAGUACAGAGAGGCUCUGAAGAACGGGCUCUACGAGCUGCACACGCGCAGAGACCAGUACCGCAUGCUCUGUGGAGACGACCACAUGCACAAAGACCUCGUCCUCACUUGGCUGAAGACGCAGUGCCAAGUUCUCUCUCCGAUUGCGCCGCACAUCAGCGAGCACAUCUGGAGUGAAGUGCUGAAGGAGUCUUCACUCAUCGUCUCCUCGGCAUGGCCUACCUUCCCCGACAGCCCGCAGGACCCCGUCACUCACCGGCAAUUCCUGUUGCUGCUUGCGGCCGUUGAGGACUUCCGUCGCACGAAGGAGAAGGCUGUGCAGAUGCUUUUCGGAGGAAAGAAGAAGGGUCAGCAGCCCAAGGCGCCCAGCCCCGCCGUCUCUGCGCUGACGCACGCCGUUGUCUAUGUCGCAAAAGAGUACCCCGCUCUGCAGCAGCAAGUGUUAACCCUGCUGCAGAAGGCGCCAGUUCACAAAGGUGAAGACGGCACGUGGUGCGCAGGCAAGGAGUACAUGGAUAUCGUGAAGAACGACGCCGGCAUCAACGCCCUGGAUAAAAACGCGAAGAAAGAAGCUAUGGCGUUCGCCUCCUUCCAAAUGAGGGACGAGCUGAAGGCGUACGGCCGCAGUGCCCUGGAUCUUCAGCUGCCGUUUGACGAGCUUCAAUUGCUUCAGACCCACCAGCGCUACCUGCAAACCUCUCUUGGGCUUACGGAAAUCGCCUUCUUGCCAAACGACCAGGUACACUCGAAGGACGAGAGCGAGAACCGCAAGCUUGCGAAGCCUGGCAAGCCUUCUAUCUUUUUCUAUUCUGCUUAG